CCCUGACAUCCUGUGUCUGUCAUCCACCUGCCGGACUAGAAUAUUCUGUGGACCACGACUCUAUCCUCAGCGCCCAACGCACCCCUGUGCUCCUGUGAGCUGGCAUGCAGGAUGGCAGGACAGCCCAGCCCCAUGCCCCAUGGAGGGAACCCAAACAACCUCUGCCACAGCCCGGGACCUGCACACACCCCCAACCCACAGAGGCAUCCUGCCACCCCGUCUUUUCGCUGCUCUCUGGCUGACUUCCAGAUCGAGAAGAAGAUCGGCCGUGGGCAGUUCAGCGAGGUGUACAAGGCCACCUGCUUGCUGGACAGGAAGACCGUGGCGCUGAAGAAAGUGCAGAUAUUUGAGAUGAUGGACGCUAAGGCGAGGCAGGACUGCGUCAAAGAGAUUGGCCUCCUGAAGCAACUGAACCAUCCAAACAUCAUCAAGUAUCUGGACUCAUUCAUCGAGGACAACGAGCUGAAUAUCGUGCUGGAGCUGGCCGAUGCCGGUGACCUCUCGCAGAUGAUCAAGUUCUUUAAGAAGCAGAAGCGGCUCAUCCCCGAGCGGACAGUGUGGAAGUACUUCGUGCAGCUGUGCAGCGCCGUGGAGCACAUGCACUCGCGCCGUGUCAUGCACCGAGACAUCAAGCCAGCCAAUGUGUUCAUCACUGCCACAGGUGUGGUGAAGCUUGGUGACCUGGGCCUGGGCCGCUUCUUCAGCUCCGAGACCACCGCAGCCCAUUCCCUAGUUGGAACCCCAUACUACAUGUCACCAGAGAGGAUCCAUGAAAAUGGCUACAACUUCAAGUCAGACAUCUGGUCUCUGGGCUGCUUGCUGUAUGAGAUGGCAGCCCUCCAAAGCCCGUUCUACGGAGAUAAAAUGAAUCUUUUCUCCCUCUGCCAGAAGAUCGAACAAUGUGACUACCCCCCUCUCCCUGGAGAACAUUACUCUGAAAAGUUACGAGAACUGGUCAGCAUGUGCAUCUACCCUGACCCCACCCAGAGACCUGACAUCGGGUAUGUGCACCAGGUGGCCAAACAGAUGCACGUCUGGAUGUCCAGCACCUGAACACAGCUGCUCCGUGCCCUGGGACAAGCCAGUACCACUUUGCCCGACUCUUCCUAGCUCCGAAGUGGCUGCCUGGUAGCCUAGAACUAAGACAAAGGGGGUCUUCCGAGGGGACCGGGCUUGACAGCAGCAAUGCUGCAGACCACCUCUGGGGAGGGCGCAGCCCUCGUGUCAUUGACGGUCAGACCUGGAAAGUUCUGUAUCGGCUGUGGACAAUCUAGGCUGGGCGGCUGGGCAGGCCCUGAAGUGCCUCUGUCUGGGUCAUAAUGUGAAUCCUUUGGCAGAUCCCUUCCAUGACUCCUCAGCCUUUCUCCAGUGAGAAUCGCAGUUGUCUGCCAUGUUUAGUGAGCCUUUGACUAUGGUUAGUACCAAGUUCAGUUUAGUUCUUAGUUAUUUUUUCCAACAGCCAAUCUGUGCCUGCUUAGUGUUGCCUAUUAUAAAGGGAUAAAGUGGAAAGUUGGGGGUUUCUUCCCCCUGGAGUGGAGAUUUUGCUAAUGCUCUAAUCUACACUCUAACUUGAUGAACACCGUGAGAAUCCAGCACCCGGCACAGCUUCCGGGUAAACGCUAUGGGAAAGCCCCUUUUUCCUUGCAGGCCCGUUCGCCACCUCCUCCAGAGCAAUAGCUACACUUGGCCCUCUGCCUUCGUGCGAGACUUCCUCUCCAGGGCAGUGUUAGGCCUCAGAAGCACUGGGUAGCAGUACAAGUGCUAUCUAAGGUCGGUCCUCUCUACAAAUUCUGGUUCAGUAACUUCCUGGUGUGGACUGAAGACGGCUUCCCUAACCUUUCUGGGCCUUUACUUCCUUAUCCAUAAAAUGGGACUAACACUUCCCCACCCUCCAGGGUUGCUGACAGAAUUUGAAGUAAAACCUGCAAGUUACCUAGCACAUCAUAGAUGCUCGAUCAGCAGUAGCCGCUCGCUCCCCUUCCCAAAGCUGACGCCCACAGAUUGUGAAAGUCAAGAACCCUUGUAUGGCUGCGCUGUUGCAGGAGGCCAGCUGCCUGCUCACUGGUUUCUGCUCCCAAACAGGAGUAACUGUGAAGCUUAAUUUAUAAAUGUGAAUUCACUCUCUGAAGGAAAUCGUUCGCAUUGUGUCUCUACACUCAAAUCAAUACUCCCACGGUCUACAGGGACGUCCACUGACCUGAUGACAGUUCAGCCCUCUAGACUUGGGCACAACCACCCCACCCCAUUGUUGUGGGGUGUUUCUGACCCACUGGCUGACCCUGGGAGCUCACUGACCAGGCCUCCAUGGGAAUAAAGGACUUGGAACAAGGGCACCACUGUCUCCAGGUGCCGUGGAUUGGGUUCUGCUGUGAACACUAGGUUCUGAGAGCUGUUCUUCAGAUGCAACCUUGGCUUUGUACUGGUUCUCCGUGUUUGCAAUAAAAGGGGGAAAGGGGUGA
Molecule: messenger RNA, 2459 nt
Organism: Echinops telfairi (small Madagascar hedgehog)
Lineage: Eukaryota; Metazoa; Chordata; Mammalia; Afrosoricida; Tenrecidae
Gene: NEK6
Product: NIMA related kinase 6
Exons: 10
Coding region: 112-1053 (313 amino acids)
Biological process (GO): protein phosphorylation
Molecular function (GO): protein kinase activity; ATP binding
Source: RefSeq, a predicted model, not a curated record